Frankliniella occidentalis (western flower thrips) is the source of this 903-nucleotide messenger RNA. RefSeq lists its product as uncharacterized. Lineage: Eukaryota; Metazoa; Arthropoda; Insecta; Thysanoptera; Thripidae. The record is from RefSeq and is a predicted model, not a curated record.
CCGUCGACGACGACCCUUGGCCCGGCCCGUCCUUCACGUUCCCCUCUGGGCUGCCGGGCAUCGACGAGGUGGACGCCCUGGCCGGCUCCAGGCCAGCGACCCUCGCCGAGACGCGCGUGCGGGCCGGCCUCCUCAUGCAGCUCCUGCGCGCCGUGUUCAACAACAACAGCCGCGGCAGCGGCGGCGUCAGCAACACCAAACCGGUCUCCUCCAACGAGGUGCCGGCGGGGCCCAGCUGGCAGCAACAGAGGUUGGAGAGGCGCAGCGGUGACCGAAAUCAUCGCCCCGCCAAUUGAAGUGAGCUGAGCAGCAUUCGGGCGUCCUUGCGGCACCUUUCGAGGUGCUCGGCCAACAAAACAUCGUCAUGCCAAGGCCGCCGACGCCGAUACCCGACUCAAAAGAGAAAUCAUGUUAAUUUCCCCGGCGGCCCGGCGGGGCGGGGAGAGGAGAGGGGAGGGGCCUCUCAGCGUCUGGAGUGUGUGUGCAAGUGCGGCGCGGCCCGGCGAGCUCAGAUAUUGGACUGAUGUCGGCCGAACAGCGGCUUUGUGCUUCGGGCGGCCCCCUCUCGCCGAUGCGCUCGACUGGUUGGUUCAGGAGACCGAGCACCGAACACAUCAGCGCCGAUCAGCGCGCUGCGCAACCAGGUUCUGAGAUUUUUUUCCGUCGUCAAUGUAAUGUCUUGUGAGCUUGGGUGCAGCCCGGCGAUCCGAGACUAUGAUGGCGGUGAUGAUGUGUACUCGUCUUCAGUUUAUGCAGUGGUGAGCUGAGCAGGUAGAUGCAACGCAUUUAUCAUUAGUGAAAACAUUAUAUAGCUCUGUUGGAGAGUUGAAGCGAGUGCUAUUAUUUUUCUUGCGGAGUGGAUGAGCAGUACGUUUGUGGUAAUAUACGAGAGUCGAAGUGGAA